This is a messenger RNA of Eurytemora carolleeae, 1972 nucleotides long. Its product is annotated as GTPase Era, mitochondrial. Gene Ontology annotation, cellular component: mitochondrial matrix. The transcript is spliced from 10 exons. The record is from RefSeq and is a predicted model, not a curated record. Gene Ontology annotation, biological process: ribosomal small subunit assembly. Lineage: Eukaryota; Metazoa; Arthropoda; Copepoda; Calanoida; Temoridae. The coding region runs from base 242 to 1570 and encodes 442 amino acids. Gene Ontology annotation, molecular function: rRNA binding; GTP binding; ribosomal small subunit binding.
CAUUUAUAUGAAAAAGAAUAAGAUAUUUUUCAUGCAGUAUUAUUUUUAUAAUGCAAAAUUUACAGGAAUUUCUGGCUUCCUUUGUCGUAAACUUCAGAAGGCAUUUAUAGAUAUUUUAUUCGUGUAUUGAACAUGUUUUAUUAUAUUUUAUUAUGUUGUAUUAUGUUACCCCUGCACUCCGAUAUAUGUGAUAUAUUUAUAAAUUUUCAGAACGGAAACAUAAAUUUACAAUUACAGAAACAUGCUGCGGAAAAAUAUAGUUCAGCUGUUUUAUCUGCCGAGAAGAACAUUUUUGUUAUAUUCUCCGAGUAGUGGGAAAAGUAUUGAUGAGCUGGAGAACUUCAAUUCCCUCCCGGAGAUAGGGAACUCCAACACCAACCCUGUCAAGCAUAAACAUUACCUGGAGAACAACGACGUCAGGACGGACGGGAAAUUUUUAAAUAUUUCCAUCUUGGGAAUUCCGAACAGUGGGAAAAGUACACUCAUCAACCGAUUAAUGGGAAAACAGGUUUGUCCUCCGUCCUGCAAAAACAACACAACACGGAGGAAUGCUCGAGCAGUUCUAACCCAAGGAUCAACUCAGCUUGUGUUCCUGGAUACACCUGGAGUAGUGGAUGAGGAGGAGGCGAGGAGGUUUAAACUCGAGGAUUCUCUUCUCAAGGAUCCAGAACUAUCUUGUCAAGAAGCAGAUUUGCUUUUAGUGCUGCACGAUGUCUCCAACAGAUACGUUAGAGAAGGAAUUGAUAAAAAAGUUCUAAGAUUGUUGUGUAAAUACCAACAUAGAGUUCCUUGCAUUCUUGUUCUUAACAAAAUAGAUUCAAUGCCAGAAUCUAGAAGAAUAUUUGAUUUAAUCCGUAAACUGACCUGUAACCGGCUGGAUAAUGAAUCUGGAGAGAUUAAAAUAUCUAAAACUGAUCCAAAAUGGAGUGUUGAGUCCUACUUGAAGCACAAGAAACGGAGGUCUCUGCUGUGUGCGGAGGAGGAGAGGAUGGAGGUUGAGAGGAGGUCAAUGGAGAGUAUAAUCAACGAGGCCAAGGACGGGAUGGUAGAGGAUGAGAGAGCUCUGGAACUAGUACAAGGACUGCUGGGCUGGCCGGGGUUCAGGGAUGUAUUUUCUAUCUCUGCGUUAAAAGGAGAUGGUGUAAAAGAUUUGAGAGACUAUCUUUUAGACUCGGCUAAGGCUGGUUCACACAGAUUCUCCUCAAAUAUUCUCCUAGAUGUAGAUCCUAGACAAGCAGUUCUAGAUAUAGUCAAGAGUAAACUAUUAAACAAUCUAGAGGGAGAUAUUCCUAGAGCUCUCAGUCCUAUCCUAGAACUCUGGCAGUUUGAUGAAGAGAAAUCAGUUUUGAGAAUAUGCGUGUCCAUUCAAACCAGGAACAGUCGCCAGUCAUCCAAUCUGAUAGGUACGCAUGGAAAAAAGAUUCGUCAAAUAGCUCGAGAAGUUGAGAAAAUGCUCGAGGAAUUCUUUGAUCAUCGAGUAGUGUUCACAAUACAGCCGAUACUUCACAAGGAUACCAGAAAGUUAAAUCCACAAAAUGAAGAACCAAAAGAAAAAACAGUUUUUGUGUGAUUAUAUUUAUAACUGUUAUUGUGAUUUUUAUUUUUAUUAUAAAAAAAGUCGUCAGAACUUUUUUGUAGCUCAGGGAAGUCAGAAAUCUGUAUUUAUAGGGUUUCUAAACAAAAAAAAUGGAAGAAUGUGAGUAAGAGGAUCAAUAUUAGGAAAACCAUUUAAAAUUUUUGUUUAACCCUGUAGCUGUAUUGUCAUGCCUUCAUUCACUUACAUGUGAGGAAUUUACUAAUAACCCUUUGCAUUAUUAUUAUCAGUGUGUCAAAUACGGACAGGGUACGGUGUCCCAACAUGUUAACAGUUUAAAAUGUAAUCUUUUUUAUGUGAUUGCGCAAGCAGAAAAUAAUACAAUAUUACAAUAUCUUGUGUGUGCUGACUUUAAAUUAUUUUUCCCGAUUUAUAACG